AUGACGGACCCUGCAUCAGAUGGCUGGCCGGCGGGGAAGGUCUUUGAAGCGGCCACGCAAGGCUUCACCUAUGACGACUUGGUCCUGAUGCCUGGGCAUGCCAACUUCGAGGCCUCGGAAGUGGAGCUCACGAGCUAUGUGACCAAGAACAUCAGGUUGACGAUGCCAGUUGUCAGCGGCCCAUCUGACACCGUCACGGAGGCCAAGAUGGCCACAGAGUUGGCGCUGGCGGGCGGGCUUGGCAUCAUCCACGGCAAUCAGAGUAUCCAGAACCAGGUGGAGAUGGUUCAGGCUGUGAAGCGGUUUGUCAGCGGCUUCAUUCUGGAGCCCAAAGUCUUGAGCCCUACUCAUAAGCUGGCAGACCUGGACAAACUGAAAGCUGCAACUGGCAUAGCUUCAGUGCCUGUCACAGAAAAUGGACAGCUGGGAAGCAAAGUGGUUGGCAUCGUCACCUCUCGCGACUCUGACCUUUGCGAAGAUCGGGGGGAAUACCUCUCCCGCGUGAUGACCGAAAAGCUCGUCACCGCCAAAGAGCCGCUCGCUUUUGAGGAAGCGCUGAAGGUCUUGAAGCGCAAGAAGGUGGGUAAACUCUUGAUCCUGGACGAAGAGGAUCGAUUGGUGUCCAUGGUCACGCGCAGUGACCUGAAGAAGGUCAGAGAUUACCCAAGCAUGUCCCGGGACCUCUCCGGCAAGCUCCUGGUGGGUGCUGCUGUGCCUGCCAACGAGGGACAGCCUGACUGGCCAAGAGCAAGCGCACUGGCUGAGGCUGGCGCCAACCUACUUUACCUCUUUGGGGAUGGUGUGGAUUCGCAGCUGGAGCUGAUUCGCAAGUUGAAAAUGGAGUACCCAGCGGUCGACAUCCUGGCCGGCCCCGCGACAUCUGUCCGGGAGGCAAAGCGAUUGGUCCAAGCUGGAGCAGAUGGAAUUGUUGCUGGAACUGGCUGCGAUGCAGGGGGUGACCCUGUCAAAGCGCCGAUCGCAGUGGCAGUGGGACGAGGAGAAGCCACGAUGGUCUAUGAAGUUGCCUUUUACGUCACACGCAACUACAAGCUGCCGGUUUGCGCUGCUGGGGUUCGCAGUAGCUCGCAAGCGCUCUUGGCCUUGAGCCUCGGUGCGUCCUCAGUGAUGCUGAGGGAGCCACUGGCUGGCAGCGAGGAGGCGCCAGGCGGCGGACAGGCGACAGCACCUUUGCACCAUGCUCAUAGCCUUGUGAAUUCUGUGGCCACGCGCUACGGCGCCAGCCGCGCAUGGGAGAGGCAGGUCACCGUCCCUCGGGCUGUGGCUGCACCGGUCACCCACAAGAGUUGUGUCAAAGCUUAUCUUCUCUACUUCACCUCGGGCUUGAGAAAUGGAUUCCAAGAUCUUGGAUUCCGAAACCUGCCGGAACUCCAUCAUGGCCUUGAGAAGGAGCUGCUGCGAAUGGAAUGCAGGCUACCGUACAGCAUCCAGCUGAGAGAAGCUUGCUGCCAGGCGGCGCAACAGAGCCAGCACCCGGUGGUGGUGCCAUACUCCAUGUCAAUGCGCUGA
Messenger RNA from Effrenium voratum, 1527 nucleotides. The record is from the annotation of a GenBank genome assembly. Lineage: Eukaryota; Dinophyceae; Suessiales; Symbiodiniaceae.